Messenger RNA from Daldinia caldariorum, 2080 nucleotides. Its product is annotated as chromatin remodelling complex Rsc7/Swp82 subunit-domain-containing protein. Gene Ontology annotation, molecular function: chromatin DNA binding. The coding region runs from base 166 to 1689 and encodes 507 amino acids. NCBI's taxonomy places the organism in Eukaryota, Fungi, Ascomycota, Sordariomycetes, Xylariales, Hypoxylaceae. The transcript is spliced from 3 exons. Gene Ontology annotation, cellular component: nucleus. The record is from RefSeq and is a predicted model, not a curated record.
GCCGCGUUCUUCAACAUUCCGUCAAUUGAAGCCUCUCCAUCUUUUUUAUUAAUCGCAUUCAAUUGACUUUUAAUCUUCAACGUCGUCACAGUCUGCUCACUUCGGGCCACUUCCUAUCUUUCUGUUAGCCCCCUUCAUGCGCAUCGCUACCCCACAACUAUAAAUAUGCCCCGGCGACCUGGUCGUGCAGCCGCCAAGCGCGCUGCUGCAAAACUUGAGAGCACCCCGAGAGCCCUCGAGGAGAUCGAGGAUGAGAUAAUGCCAGAUGCCGACGCAUCAGAUGGGGAACAGCAAGCAGAACCUGAGGAACAAGAGAACGAAGAUGAAUCCGGCGCCGAGGCCGAGGAGAACCAAGACUCCGAUGUGCCAUCCGCGAAAUCACCUUCUCCUCCACCCCAACCAGUCAUCCGAAGAAGACGUCUAGGCCGUCCUCCGAAGAACCGACCGCCGGACUGGGAUACCCUGCCGCUCGAGACUCCCCAGCGCGAUCCGAAUGAAACUCCAAGGCGCCGCGGUCGCGGAGGGUGGAGAGGUAGAGGCGGUCGAAAGGGAGCUUCUUAUCAGCCGACGCAGCAAACGAUUGACAAAGAAGGCAAUAUGAUGGACAUUGUUGACGAUGAAGUUGCGUUGCCUGAGGAUCCCGAAGGAGAGACCAAGGUAGACAAGAUGGGGAACUUGCAAGGAGGACGCGAGUACCGUUGCCGAACAUUCACUGUAGCGGGCCGGGGAGAUCGCCUCUACAUGUUGUCCACUGAGCCUGCCCGUUGCGUGGGAUUCAGGGAUUCAUACUUGUUUUUCACUAAACACAAGCGCCUUUACAAAAUCAUUGUGGACGAUGACGAGAAACGAGACAUGAUCGAACGCGAUAUCAUCCCCCAUUCGUACAAGGGUCGUGCGAUAGGAAUCGUCACGGCCCGCUCGGUGUUCAGGGAGUUUGGCGCGUUGAUUAUCGUCGGCGGAAAGCGAAUCAUUGACGAUUACGAGGUCGCCAAAGCCCGAGCCGAGGGCGUUGUCGAGGGCGAGCUUGCUGAUCCUAAUGACAAGUUCGUCGAGGGCGAGGAAUACAACAAAAAUCAGUAUGUUGCUUGGCACGGUGCUAGUGCUGUUUACCAUUCAGGGGCACCCUCUGUUCCUACUCAAAGCGGCAAAGUGGACAUUAAAAAGAGGCGUGUGAACGUUACAGACGUCAACUGGCAAUUUGAACACGCCCGCGAGGCAAGUCGCUUCAACUCCGAAAUUGGCGCUGUUCGACGGUUGAACUUAUCUGGCGUCUAUGAUGUUCACACUAAUAUGUUGCAAUACCCUGCCAUAAUGCAGCCUACGCACGCGAGAUUCGAGCAAGUUGCAGAUUCCUCUGCCCCAACUGGUAGUGCUCGAUUCCCACCACUGGACCCUAAGAUCCCUCGUAAUUUUAAGGUUAUCGACGCGUAUAUGGAAAUCCCCCCAGCCGGUCUCUCAUCCGCCGUAUACGAGCAGCGAGAGGUCCCGGACUUCCUUGCUGAGUUCCAGGGGCUCGGAGCGGUAUCGAAAGACGUCUUGGACGAGUUACCAGCCGAAUGCCGAGAAGCGUUUGAGAAGGCGCGGGAGAGGGAGAAUUCUUGGAAAUCUAAGUGGGGCCCGGAGUCGACGACGGCUCACCGUAGACCUCCUAUCAUCGAUGCUGCAAUCGUGCCUUAUAGCAGGAUGUGAGGUCAUUGUGAUCUACUGCCUUCUUAAUUGGCAGGCAUAGCAAUACGCAUACCAUUGCUCUUUUCAAGGCCGUUUUGUUCCAUAAUCGCCGUUUCUCGGCUAACCAUAAGAAAGCUAUGUCCAACCCGGCGUUUUUUUAUACUGGUAAUGCGUGCACGGUCGCAGCUUCAUCAUGAUUAUGUACGAGUAGUGCAGUCGAGGGGGGGGGGCGUUUUAGGUCGCUGCGAAAGAAAGAAAAAAAGACACGACAGGAUGUUGUCUUAGGUAAACGCGGCAGAGUUGGCAUCGAUUUAGUAACUAGGCGUUUUUAGCUUUAAUGGUAACUAUUAGAUUCUCUACACCUGUGGUAUAUGGGUGUGAUCCUAAUUGAUUCGAUUUAGCUACCUCCUAA